AUGAAUUUACUAUUAAUAAAGACAGUUGCAGCUAUAUUGCCGAUAGCAAUUCAUAUAAUAGGUUUGAUUUCGUUGUAUUAUGCCAAAACUUACCAAAUCGAACCCAACACGUAUAUACUUCUAGUAAAUUUAAGUUUAUCAGAGCUGGCUAUCGUGGCUUCACAAUUGAGCAGACACAUCUUGCAGCUAUGUCAUGCUGAUUCGGUUUAUGUGUACUAUCUGGCAGUGAUUGAGUUUCUUGGAGCUUCUGUUCUUUACCUGCUUUUUAUGAUUGUACUAACUGUUGACCGAUACUUAAGGAUACACUUUAACAUAAGGUAUCAAAUAAAGUUUACGAGACGGCGUACAAAACACUUCAUGUUAACAAUUUGGUUACUUGUUUUCAUUGGAACUGCGUUAUUUAUGGCUAUACACAAAGCAAACGAAAAUAGUUUGAUGAGGAUAUGUUAUUUAUACUUAUAUCCGACUGCUGAUGUAAUAUUUCUUGUUGCAGCUAUUUACACGUAUUUUUUCGCGUUAAAGAAGAUGAGACAUAAUAAGAUAUUGGCACCUCCAAUGAGGUGCCAAAACUGGCGAAGCGUGAAAGAAAUUAAAGUGAAACAAUAUAAAGGAUUGCUGGCCGUGACAUUGAUCAUUUCAACCUUCCUUGUAUUUAUUGUUUCCAUGGAUCAAAUGAUCUUUUACUCAAUCCUUCUUGACAUCAACUUGUCCAUAUACUUAGAGACAUAUAUGUUUGUUUCUUACAACAUUGGAUUCUCCACUGAUGUUUUUAUCUAUAUUUUCGUAGUGCCAGCUGUGAAGAGGGCAUUCAGAAAGAAAAUAUUGCGCAGAACGUGA
This is a messenger RNA of Hydractinia symbiolongicarpus, 837 nucleotides long. Its product is annotated as melanocyte-stimulating hormone receptor-like. The transcript has a single exon. Gene Ontology annotation, cellular component: membrane. Gene Ontology annotation, molecular function: G protein-coupled receptor activity. The record is from RefSeq and is a predicted model, not a curated record. Lineage: Eukaryota; Metazoa; Cnidaria; Hydrozoa; Anthoathecata; Hydractiniidae. The coding region runs from base 1 to 837 and encodes 278 amino acids. Gene Ontology annotation, biological process: G protein-coupled receptor signaling pathway.